AUGCGCCACUAACAAUCCAUGCGGUUUGGGUGCUGAAUGCGUGAACUUGGGCGGUAGCUUUCAGUGCCGCUGUCCCUCCGGUUUUGUGCUGGAGCAUGAUCCGCAUGCGGAUCAGUUGCCCCAGCCCCAGAACACCCAACAAUUGGGCUACGGGCCGGGGGCGACGGACGUGGUGCCCUACCAGAAGACCUCAGGCGCCGGUCUGGCCUGCCUGGACAUCGAUGAGUGCAAUCAGCCGGACGGAGUGGCCAAGUGCGGCACCAAUGCCAAGUGCAUUAACUUCCCCGGCUCGUACCGCUGCCUGUGUCCCAGCGGAUUCCAAGGACAGGGCUAUUUGCACUGCGAGAACAUCAACGAGUGUCAGGAUAAUCCGUGUGGGGAGAACGCGAUCUGCACAGACACCGUUGGGAAGCUUCGUGUGCACGUGCAAACCCGACUAUACCGGUGAUCCGUUCCGCGGAUGUGUGGAUAUCGAUGAGUGUACCGCCUUGGAUAAGCCAUGUGGACAACAUGCGGUAUGCGAAAACACCGUUCCCGGUUACAAUUGCAAGUGCCCGCAGGGAUACGAUGGAAAACCCGAUCCCAAAGUGGCCUGCGAACAAGUUGAUGUCAAUAUCCUGUGCAGCAGUAACUUCGAUUGUACCAACAAUGCGGAGUGUAUCGAGAAUCAAUGCUUCUGCUUGGAUGGUUUCGAACCCAUUGGAUCUAGUUGUGUGGACAUCGAUGAGUGUCGCACCCAUGCGGAAGUGUGUGGUCCCCAUGCCCAGUGCCUGAAUACUCCCGGAUCCUACGGCUGUGAAUGCGAAGCGGGAUAUGUAGGAAGUCCACCACGGAUGGCCUGCAAACAGCCGUGCGAGGAUGUGCGGUGUGGUGCUCAUGCCUACUGCAAACCGGAUCAGAAUGAAGCCUACUGUGUGUGCGAGGAUGGAUGGACCUAUAACCCAAGCGAUGUCGCUGCGGGAUGUGUGGACAUUGAUGAGUGCGAUGUUUUGCACGGACCCUUCGGAAGUUGUGGCCAGAAUGCCACGUGUACGAACAAUGCUGGAGGAUUUACGUGCGCCUGCCCACCUGGUUAUUCGGGAGAUCCACAUUCUAAGUGUGUCGAUGUUGAUGAGUGUAGGACUGGAGCUAACAAAUGCGGAGCUGGAGCUGAGUGCGUGAAUGUACCAGGUGGCGGGUAUACCUGUCGCUGCCCUGAGAACACCAUUGCUGAUCCGGAUCCCAGUGUGAGGUGUGUGCCUAUUGUGAGCUGUUCUUCUAACGACGACUGUCCUGGCAAUUCCAUCUGUGAUGCGACUAAGCGUUGUCUGUGCCCAGAACCGAAUAUUGGCAAUGACUGCCGACAUCCUUGCGAAGCACUCAAUUGCGGUGCACAUGCUCAGUGCAUGUUGGCUAAUGGACAGGCUCAGUGCUUGUGUGCUCCUGGAUAUACUGGUAACUCAGCUCUUCCUGGGGGAUGUAACGAUAUUGAUGAAUGUCGGGCUAAUCCCUGCGCAGAGAAGGCCAUCUGUUCCAACACAGCUGGAGGCUAUCUGUGUCAGUGUCCAGGAGGGUCAAGUGGAGAUCCGUAUCGCGAGGGAUGCAUUACUUCAAAGACGGUAGGUUGCUCCGACUCAAAUCCUUGUGCGACAGGAGAGAGUUGCGUUCAGGACUCCUACACCGGCAACAGUGUAUGCAUUUGUCGUCAAGGCUAUGAGCGUAAUCCCGAGAAUGGCCAAUGCCAAGAUGUUGACGAGUGCUCUGUCCAGAGAGGAAAACCCGCUUGUGGAUUGAAUGCUCUUUGUAAAAAUUUGCCUGGAAGUUAUGAGUGUCGCUGUCCACAGGGUCAUAAUGGAAAUCCAUUCAUCAUGUGCGAGAUCUGUAAUACGCCAGAGUGCCAGUGUCAGUCUCCGUACAAACUUGUUGGAAACAGUUGCGUUCUGUCAGGAUGCUCCAGUGGGCAGGCCUGUCCCAGUGGAGCCGAGUGCAUCUCGAUAGCUGGAGGUGUCAGUUACUGCGCCUGCCCGAAGGGAUACCAAACUCAACCGGAUGGAAGCUGUGUCGAUGUUGACGAAUGCGAGGAACGUGGUGCUCAUAUGUGCGCCUUUGGAGCUCAGUGUGUGAACAAACCAGGAAGCUAUAGUUGCCAUUGCCCAGAAGGCUACCAAGGAGAUCCCUACAAUGGCCUAUGUGCCCUGGCUCAAAGGAAAUGCGCUGCCGAUAAAGAAUGCGCCAGUAACGAGAAGUGCAUCCAGCCUGGAGAAUGCGUUUGUCCACCUCCUUACUUCUUGGAUCCCAAUGACAACAAUAAGUGCAAGAGUCCCUGCGAACGAUUCCCGUGCGGCAUCAAUGCCAAGUGUACUCCCUCGGAUCCACCCCAAUGUAUGUGCGAGGCUGGAUUCAAGGGAGAUCCCCUACUGGGUUGCACGGAUGAAGACGAGUGCUCUCAUCUACCUUGUGCCUAUGGAGCUUACUGUGUGAACAAGAAGGGCGGAUACCAAUGCGUGUGCCCCAAGGACUUUACGGGAGAUCCAUAUAAGAGUGGCUGCAUAUUUGAGAGUGGAACAACAAAGAGCAAGUGCCUCAGCAACGAUGAUUGCGCCAGUAAUCUGGCCUGCUUGGAGGGAAGUUGCAUCAGCCCCUGUAGCAGUCUCCUGUGUGGCUCCAAUGCCUAUUGUGAGACAGAGCAGCAUGCUGGCUGGUGCCGCUGCCGAGUGGGAUUUGUGAAGAAUGGAGACGGAGACUGUGUGUCUCAGUGUCAAGACGUGAUCUGUGGCGAUGGAGCUCUUUGCAUCCCAACCAGCGAAGGUCCUACCUGCAAGUGUCCACAAGGACAGCUUGGUAAUCCCUUCCCCGGUGGCAGCUGCAGCACAGAUCAGUGCUCAGCCGCUAGACCUUGCGGUGAGCGACAGAUCUGCAUCAAUGGAAGGUGCAAGGAGCGCUGUGAGGGUGUGGUCUGCGGUAUCGGUGCCACCUGCGAUAGGAAUAAUGGAAAGUGCGUCUGCGAACCAAACUUUGUGGGAAAUCCUGAUUUAAUCUGUAUGCCGCCUAUUGAGCAGGCCAAGUGCUUACCAGGAUGUGGAGAGAACGCCCACUGCGAAUAUGGAUUGGGUCAGAGCCGAUGUGCCUGUAACCCCGGAACCUUUGGAAAUCCCUAUGAAGGCUGUGGAGCACAAAGCAAGAAUGUUUGCCAGCCCAAUAGCUGUGGACCCAAUGCCGAGUGCCGUGCUGUGGGCAACCACAUCUCCUGUCUUUGCCCUCAAGGCUUCAGUGGUAAUCCCUAUAUUGGAUGCCAGGAUGUGGAUGAGUGUGCCAAUAAACCAUGUGGUCUUAAUGCUGCUUGUCUAAAUAGAGCCGGAGGAUUCGAGUGCCUUUGCCUCUCCGGUCAUGCCGGAAAUCCCUAUAGUAGUUGUCAACCCAUUGAGAGCAAGUUUUGUCAGGAUGCCAACAAAUGCCAGUGCAACGAGCGUGUGGAGUGCCCAGAUGGUUACAGUUGCCAGAAGGGCCAGUGUAAGAACCUCUGCUCCCAGACAUCGUGCGGCCCAAGGGCUAUCUGCGAUGCCGGAAAGUGCAUCUGCCCUAUGGGUUACAUUGGAGAUCCACAUGACCAGAACCAGGGAUGUAGUGUUCGCGGUCAAUGUGGCAAUGAUGCGGACUGUCGAAACUCCGAAAUCUGUUUCCAGUUGGGCAAAGGUUUGCGCAAGUGUGUGGAUGCGUGCUCCAAGAUUCAGUGUGGACCUAAUGCCCUCUGUGUGGCCGAGGAUCACCGAUCUUCGUGUAUUUGUUCCGAUGGGUUCUUUGGCAACCCAAGCAACCUACAGGUGGGAUGCCAACCAGAACGGAUCGCCCCCAAGGAGGAAGAUAAAUGUAAAUCAGAUCGCGACUGUGAGCGAGGAUAUGGUUGUCAAGCCAGCGUUGAUGGUUCCCGGGAGUGCAUCAACCUGUGCUCGAAUGUUGUCUGUGGACCCAAUGAGCUGUGCAAGAUUAACCCAGCUGGCCACGCAAUAUGCAACUGUGCCGAGAGUUAUGUAUGGAACCCAGUGGUCUCCUCUUGUGAAAAACCAUCCCUGCCAGAUUGCACCAGUGACGCUAAUUGUCCUGAUGCAUCCGCCUGUCGCCCGGAUGUCUUGGGUGUGCUUAAGUGCGUCGCAAUUUGCGAUGCCUUCACCUGCCCAGCCAAUUCCGUUUGUGUUGCUCGCCAGCACCAGGGACGUUGUGAUUGUCUCAAUGGCUUUGUGGGCAACCCGAAUGAUAGGAAUGGCUGCCAGCCAGCCCAGAAACAUCACUGCAAAAACAACGCAGAGUGCCAGGAGUCGGAGGCCUGUAUCAAGGAUGAGACUACCCAGACUCUUGGAUGUCGUCCAGCUUGUGAUACCGUCAAGUGUGGACCCCGCGCCGUUUGCAUUACCAACAACCAUCAAGCGCAGUGUCAAUGUCCACCUGGACCUUUUGCCGGAGAUCCGUAUGAUCCAUUCAACGGUUGCCAGAGUGUUCCUUGUGUCUAUAACCAUGACUGUCCACCUAGCCAGAUGUGCAACCGGAUGACCCACACCUGUUUCGAUGUUUGCGACGAAGAGUCUUGCGGUGAUAAUGCCAUUUGCUUGGCUGAGGAUCAUCGGGCCGUUUGCCAGUGCCCGCCUGGAUUCAAGGGAGAUCCGUUGCCAGAAGUGGCUUGUACCAAACAAGGUGGAUGUGCUGCUGGAACCUGCCAUCCUUCGGCCAUUUGUGAAGUCACCCCAGAAGGACCUGUCUGCAAGUGUCCUCCACUCUUUGUAGGUGAUCCCAAGUCGAGUGGCUGUCGUCCAGAUGGUCAGUGCCCGAAUGGCGAUGCCGAUUGCCCAGCCAACACAAUCUGCGCUGGAGGAAGGUGCCAGAACCCUUGUGACAAUGCCUGUGGAUCGAAUGCCGAUUGUAAGGUGGUCAACAGGAAACCUGUCUGCAGCUGUCCCCUGCGAUUCCAGCCUGUCUCUGAUACUGCCAAGGAUGGCUGUGCCCGUACUAUAUCGAAUUGCCUCACAGAUGUCGACUGUGGUGGAGCACUGUGCUACAAUGGACAGUGUCGCAUUGCCUGCAGAAACAGCCAGGAUUGCUCCGAUGGCGAGAGCUGUCUGAAGAACGUCUGCGUGGUGGCCUGCCUGGAUCACAGUCAGUGCGCCAGUGGACUGGCUUGUGUUGAGGGUCAUUGCACCAUAGGCUGUCGCAGCAACAAGGAUUGCAAGCAGGAUCAGUCCUGCAUAGAGAACAAGUGUCUGAAUCCGUGCCAGUCUGCCAAUAGCUGUGGUCCAAAUGCGUUAUGCAGCAUUGCCCAACAUCGGAGUCAGUGUAGCUGUCCUGAAGGAUUCGAGGGAAACCCCACUCCGGAACAGGGAUGCGUGAGAGUGCCAGCCCCCUGCUUGGCCAGCAACCAGUGCCCCAAUGGGCACAUGUGCAUUGGUAACCAGUGUAACCUUCCCUGUACUAAGACUUCAUCUUGUGCAGUUGGAGAACGUUGCUAUCAACAGGUUUGCCGCAAGGUUUGCUACACCAGCAACAACUGUUUGGCCGGAGAGAUAUGUAACUCGGACAGGACUUGUCAACCAGGAUGUGAUUCUGAUGCAGAUUGUCCACCCACCGAACUGUGCCUGAAUGGAAAAUGUAAGUGUGCCACCGGAUUUAUAGGCACUCCCUUCGGAUGCUCAGAUAUUGAUGAGUGCACGGAACAGCCCUGCCAUGCUAGUGCUCGAUGUGAGAACCUCCCUGGAUCCUAUCGGUGUGUUUGCCCCGAAGGAACUGUUGGCGAUGGAUACGCCCAGCAGGGUUGCUCACAACCCAGGCAAUGUCAUAAACCAGACGAUUGCGCCAAUAAUCUGGCCUGUAUCCAUGGAAAGUGCACGGAUCCGUGCCUACAUACAGUUUGUGGAAUCAAUGCCAACUGCCAAUCGGAAGGACAUGAAGCUCUAUGUACCUGCCCAGCUGGAUUUUUGGGUGAUCCUAACGACACUGGAGUCGGUUGCUUCAAGGUGGAAUGUAUCGACCAUGUUGACUGCGCUGGAGAUCGUGCCUGCGAUGCCGAAACCAAUCGAUGCAUUAAACCUUGCGAUCUGACAAGUUGUGGAAAGGGUAACUGCCAAGUAAAGGAUCACAAGGCGGUUUGUGCCUGCUACGAAGGUUAUCAGUUGGUUAACGGAGUGUGUGAGGACAUCAACGAGUGCCUGUCGCAACCAUGCCACAGCACUGCCUUCUGUAAUAAUCUUCCAGGAAGCUACAAUUGUCAGUGCCCUGAGGGAUUAAUUGGAGAUCCCCUGCAGGUCGGAUGUCGGGAUCCAAAUGAAUGCCUGAGUGAUGCGGAUUGUCCUGCCUCAGCCAGUUGCCAGAACUCACGAUGCCGUAGUCCUUGCGAACGUCAAAAUGCAUGUGGAUUGAAUGCCAACUGCCAGGCUCAGGCCCACCAAGCUGUUUGCACAUGUCCAUUGAAUUCUCGCGGAGAUCCCACCAUCGAGUGUGUGCACAUUGAGUGCUCGGACAAUGAUGACUGCUCCGGGGAGAAGGCCUGUUUGGACUCAAAGUGUAUCGAUCCCUGCUCCCUGCCCAAUGCUUGUGGAGCUCAGGCUCGUUGCUCGGUACAGAACCAUAUUGGAGUCUGUUCAUGCGAAGCUGGAAGUACGGGAGAUGCCAAAUUGGGAUGCGUGCAGCUGCAAUAUUGCCAACAGGAUGGACAAUGUGCCCAGGGAAGUAUCUGCUCCCACGGAAUUUGCAGUCCUCUGUGCAGCACCAACCGCGAUUGCAUUUCGGAACAACUGUGUUUGCAGGGCGUCUGCCAGGGAACCUGUAAAUCGAACACGACUUGCCCUCAGUUCCAGUUCUGUUUGAAUAACAUUUGCACGAAGGAGCUGGAAUGUCGAUCGGACAGUGAAUGUGGAGAAGAUGAGACAUGUUUGAGUGAUGCCUAUGGACGCGCGAAAUGUGAGUCUGUAUGUUUAGGACGCGCCGCUUGUGGCAGGAAUGCCGAAUGCGUGGCUCGUUCUCAUGCUCCAGAUUGUCUGUGCAAAGAAGGAUUCUUCGGGGAUGCCAAGUCCGGAUGCAGAAAAAUCGAGUGUACCACUGAUGAUGAUUGCUCCAAUGACAAGAGCUGCGAUAACCAUAUGUGCAAGAUUGCCUGCCUUAUUGGACAGCCGUGCGGAGACAAUGCUCUCUGCACAACGGAACACCAUCAGCAGGUGUGUCACUGUCAACCAGGAUUCUCGGGAGAUCCUCGGGUGCGUUGCGAUGUCAUAGACUUUUGCCGUGAUGCUCCGUGCGGACCCGGAGCCCGCUGUAGGAACGCGAGGGGGUCGUACAAAUGCACCUGUCCCCCGGGACUCGUUGGUGAUCCGUACAACGAGGGCUGUCGCAGCUCCGUUGAGUGUGAGACCAACGAGGACUGUCCCCCGCAUGCUGCAUGCACCAAAACCAAUGGGGUGGCCAAGUGCCGCGAUGUCUGUGCCCAGCUGCAGUGUGGCCCCAAUGCGGAAUGUGUUCCGAAGGGUCAUGUGGCGCAGUGUGCAUGUCGCAGCGGCUAUGAUGGCCAACCCGCCGACCGGGUGGCCGGAUGUAAGCCGUUGCCCGUUCCUUGUCAGGUCACCGGCGACUGUCCGACCAACACUUACUGCUCGGAUAGCGUCUGCAAACCUGCCUGUGUUCUGGACACCGAAUGUGGAGCAUCUGAGGUGUGUCAAGGUGGCCAAUGCUUCAACCCCUGCCUGCAGCCUCAGGCUUGUGGACAGAAUGCCGAGUGCGUGAUACAAAAUCACCUGAAACAGUGCCAUUGCCCAGAGGGCUUCACCGGCGACUCUGCAAAGGAGUGCGUGCGUGUUCCGGUGGCCUGCGAUGGCGAAUGUGCUCCUGGAUACACCUGCCGAGACUCCAUGUGUCUGCCUGUGUGUCACAACGAUCUGGAGUGCGCCUCCAACGAAAAGUGCUUGAAGGGUAACUGCAUGUUAACCUGUCGAGUGGACAACGAUUGCUUCCUGGGUCACGUUUGCCUGCACAACAAGUGCGUUUACGGCUGCCAUGUGGACGAUGACUGCAGUGCCUCUGAGUCCUGCCGCAAUGAUAAGUGCGUAAAUCCCUGUCUGGAGAAUCCCUGUGGUCCCAAUGCCGCCUGUUCGGUUUCGAACCACCGGGCCAGCUGCAGCUGUCUGGAGAGCAUGGUACCCAAUCCCACGCCCCAGGUGGGCUGCGUCCGUUCUCCCCCCUUGGAGUGCCGCGAGAAUCGCGACUGUGGAAAUGGAUUAGCCUGCUUCGAGUCGGUUUGUCGACCUCUUUGCGCCGAUGAUGCCGGCUGUUUGACCAACGAGCGUUGCCAGCAGGGAGUUUGCAAGCCGCUCUGCCGCCACGACAAUGAAUGCGGUCAUGGAGAGCUAUGUUUGGGCCUGAAUUGCGUGCCUGGCUGCCGUUCCGAUCAUGGUUGUCCCCAAGACUUGUCCUGCGUGAGUCAGCAGUGCGUGGAUCCAUGUGCUGAUCCCACUGCCUGCGGCACUAAUGCCCACUGCCAAACAAUCGAUCAUAGGAAACAAUGCUUAUGCCCGGAGGGUCUGGAUGGCAAUCCCAAUAUUGCAUGCAAGGUGCCUCGCAUUGCUUGUGGCAGGAACGAGGAUUGUCAGUCGAAUCAGCUCUGCUACGCAGGAAGCUGCCAAGGAAAAUGCAGGAACGAUCAGAACUGCCUGGCAGACGAGCGUUGCAUGCGUGGAACUUGCAGAACUGUAUGCAACACUGAUGAGGCUUGUGCUCAGGGACAAAUUUGCGAGAAUCGCAUGUGCCAGACUGGAUGCCGUACGGAUUUAAGUUGUGCCACCGAUGAAGCCUGCGUGAACAAGAAGUGCCAGAAUCCAUGCCGAAACCCGGGUCAAUGUGGCCAGUGUGCCGACUGUUUGGUGGUCAACCACGGUGUCCAGUGUCAGUGUCCCGCCGCCUUUAUGGGAGACGGUCUGACUGGCUGUCAACUUCCGCCUGAGCGCUGCCAUCCCGGCUGCGAAUGCGAUGAGAAUGGAGCCUACUGCGCCAGCAAAUGCUCGAGAACCGAGGACUGCGCCUGCGGACAACAGUGUGCCCGAGGAAAGUGCCGGAAUAAGUGCGGACCCAAGCGCCAGUGUACGGUGGGUCAACUUUGUGAGCGAGGAGCUUGCAUUGCUGGAUGCAAAUCAAACGGUGAUUGUGCCGCCGACCAAAGUUGUGUCAAUGGAAAGUGUACAGAUCCUUGUGCAAGUGACAAGGCCUGCGGGAGAAAUGCUUUGUGCACCGUUUCGGAACACAGGAUGCUCUGUUACUGCCCUGAUGGAUACGAGGGCGAGCCCAGUAAGGAGUGCGUGCAAUUCGAGUGCCGUGUGGAUACCGAUUGCGAAAGUAACAAGCGCUGCGACCAAGGAAAGUGUCGUAAUCCUUGUCUGGAGUAUGGAGCCUGUGGUACCAAUGCCCAGUGUAGGGUGGUAGGACGUAAGGCCCAGUGCUCUUGUCCACCGGACUUCUUCGGUAAUCCGAUGAGUGAAUGCCGACCGUUGGAAGGAGGAUGCUCAAGCAAACCCUGUGGCGAGAACUCCAAGUGCACUGAGGUUCCUGGAGGCUAUGAGUGCGCCUGCAUGGAUGGCUGUAUUGGAGAUGCACAUCAGGGAUGUCUGUGCGGUGGACCGUUGGUGAAUGCCUGUCAGGAUCACCCUUGUGGUUUGAACGCCGCCUGUCAUGUUUUGGAGAACGAUCAAGCCGAAUGCUACUGCCCGGAGGACUUUCCCAAUGGUGAUGCAUAUGUGCAGUGUUAUUUGACUCCACCGAAGCCAGAUUGUCGUACCCAAGGAUGCGAUGUGGGUGACUGUGUGCGCCAGGGCUAUGAAUAUGUCUGCCAGCAGGACACCGAACAAUGCUACUCAGAUACGGAUUGUCCCAGUGAAAAGUCAUGCCUCCAAGGACACUGCAGCGAUCCUUGUACAAUGCGUGGCGUGUGUGGUGUGAAUGCGCUCUGCAAAACCGUACUGCAUCGUCCGCAAUGCUCUUGCCCCAGCUGCCACAUAGGUCGGCCGGAGGUGGAGUGCAAGCCCGAUCCCAAGUGCCUACCCGAAGAAGCUGAUCCGAAGACCAAUGAGCAGAUCCCAUGCUCCAGAGACUCCGAAUGUCCGGAGACAUUGCAGUGUGGCCAAUACGGUCAAUGCACAGAUCCGUGCAACAAUCCGCUCUUCAUAUGCGAGAGCAACAAGAAGUGCGAGACGCGACGCCACCAGCCGGUUUGUAUCUGCAAGUCGGGCUUCAUAGUGAAUGAGUACGGCGAACUAACAUGUGCCCCAGAUAAGCGUGAGUGCUAUCGCGAUGAUGACUGCGCCUCGAACAUGGCCUGUUCCGAUGGCAAGUGCCGGAAUCCAUGCAUCGUACCUAUAGGCCGAGCUGCGAUCUGUCCGGAAAACAAAUCCUGUGAGGUACAGAACCACAAACCCGUUUGCAUUUGCAUGCGCGACUGCCAGCCAUCGAUAUCCAUUUGCCUGCGUGACGCCGGAUGUCCGGCCAGUCAGGCAUGCCGGAAGCUUAAGUGCGUCGAUCCGUGCGAGUUUGCCACGUGCGCACCCAACUCGCCAUGCAUUGUCGAAGAUCAUAAGCCGAUAUGUAAAUUCUGCCCAGCUGGAUUUAUAGCCGAUGCCAAGAAUGGAUGUCAAAAAGGUAAAGCACCAAAAAGUAAUCUCUAUCACUCAGCUCUCUGUCGAGUGAAAGUGCCUUAAGUUUCUGUCUCGAAUAUCUCCGUUUCCUGCUCUCUCU
Drosophila eugracilis is the source of this 10731-nucleotide messenger RNA. Its product is annotated as neurogenic locus notch homolog protein 1-like. Bases 96 to 10694 code for a protein of 3532 amino acids. The transcript has 6 exons. Lineage: Eukaryota; Metazoa; Arthropoda; Insecta; Diptera; Drosophilidae. The record is from RefSeq and is a predicted model, not a curated record. Gene Ontology annotation, molecular function: calcium ion binding.